GUGAUCACCACGGAGGGCAAACAGGGCAGUAAAGCUGCUGACGGCUACCACCGGAGGGAGCUGCACAAGCCAGCUACCUUCUUCAACCACAGCUUCGAACUGCCCUACAGUAACCCCUACUUUGAGCCUCCGCUCAAUUCGCCUCUCCAGGACCGACGCAGGGUGAAGCACGAGAGCCUGGACGACCUGCAGGCGUCCACGUAUUUUGGUCCGACCACUGUGUCCGAGUGCGUCAGCAGCAGGAAGCACAGCAACAAAACGGGGAAGCAGCCGUCGUGGCCAGUGAAGAGCCUGAGUCUGAACACAGAGGAGGGGCCUCCGGAUUUUGAAAGGUCGUUUCUGAACAGCAAACCGCUCAAAGAAAGUCACCACCGCAACGUCACCAUCAUCAGCAAUGACAGCGAGACGCACUUUCAGAGCCCAAAGGAGAAGGUGAUAGCUUCUCCAUCUGGCUUCGCAAAGAAAACUAACGGGAUAAAAAUGAAGGACGCUGCUCUAACGGCGAGCGGCCCUGCAGGUUUGGAGAAAAGAGAAGCGGCCAAAAGGUUCAGGGAGAAAAACAGCCCGUCCUUUCAGGGAGCGGACACUUCCUCCAGUGUCGGGACUCAAACCGAGCAGGCCGAGCAGAAGAAGGCGAAGGAUUACCCUGCCAAGUAUGGCGACAGAGAAAGACACGCUUUCAAACACUGUGAUGAGGAGCCUGAGACCGUCAGCGAUGACAUCAGUGACAUUUUUCGUUUUCUGGAUGAUAUGAGCGUCUGUGACUCUCUGGGCAUUGUCCAGUCGUCGUGCUACAACAGCAACGGGUCUCUCUCUCAGGUAACGCUGAAGUCUGAGGGCGACAGCUCCCCUGAACGCAACACGGUCAAACUCGCCAAGUCCAAGCUGGACCGCCUCUUCCAUUCGCUGGAGAACACGGACGACGAGCUGAAAUCGAGCGUGUGCAAGCUGGUCAUGAGGAUCGGGGAGAUCGAGAAGAAGCUGGAGUCUCUGUCGGGGGUCCGCAGCGAGAUCUCGCAGGUGCUGUCAAAGCUCAACAAGCUGGACGAAAAGAUCCAGGAGCCCGAGGCCAACGGGAGACACGGGGAGACGGCGUCUGCAUCCGCCACCCCAGACAAGCUGCACCCACACCCGGACACCACACUGUCCCCCCGAGUUUUCCAGUGCCACACCACCGGCCACAACAUCAAAAUGGACAGCGGCUCGUCGCCCGAGUGGUGCUGCGCAGACGGAGGUAACAGCGACAGCCUCAGGGUGAAAGCUCUGAAGAAGAGCAUGUUCAUACGGAGGUCGUCACGCUCGCUCAACGAGGAGAACGGCGCCACUGAGCCAAAGGUCGCCAGCAUCACCAACUCUACGCGGGACUGGAGGACGGUCUCGUACUCCUGCCACCCAGGAGACGAGGGCAAGGACAAGGACAGAGACAGCAAGGACAGACACCGCAAAGCCAAAGAG
This is a messenger RNA of Plectropomus leopardus (leopard coralgrouper), 1455 nucleotides long. The record is from RefSeq and is a predicted model, not a curated record. NCBI's taxonomy places the organism in Eukaryota, Metazoa, Chordata, Actinopteri, Perciformes, Serranidae.